Molecule: messenger RNA, 3558 nt
Organism: Hyalella azteca
Lineage: Eukaryota; Metazoa; Arthropoda; Malacostraca; Amphipoda; Hyalellidae
Exons: 8
Coding region: 1-2397 (798 amino acids)
Biological process (GO): G protein-coupled receptor signaling pathway
Cellular component (GO): membrane
Molecular function (GO): G protein-coupled receptor activity
Source: RefSeq, a predicted model, not a curated record
AUGCCUUACCCUCACCCCACCACCAACCCAUCGCUGCCAUACCACUACCAUACCACCAUCCAACUGAUACCCAACCAUCACACCAACACCACCACUACCACCCCACUGGUGCCCUUCCAUCACACCACCACCUCCACCACCCCACCGGUGCCCUUCCAGCACACCACCACCACCCCACUGGUUUCCACUGCUUGGGUCCACACCCACGCACCCACCAGACCUCCUGUCUUCAAAGAUAAGUACACGUCGCAGCUCACGUGGGAGGAGGACAUCAUCGCUGGCACUUUCCUCGCCAUCGUCGGUGUCGUGGCGGUGCUCGGUAACGGCGCGAGUGUCGCCAUGUUCUGGCGCAGAGGGAAGAAGCUGGCACCAGGGGAGCUGUUGCUGCUGAACCUCUCCUUCAUCAGCCUCUUGCUGGCCGGGUGCUCCUACCCUGCAACCAUGAUAUCUCUUUUCGCACACCGCUGGAUCUUUGGUGAACUUGGCUGCCAGUUGUACGGUUUUGUCUGCUACCUCCUGGGCAUUGCGAAUAUGGCGUCGGUGAUGAUGCUGGCACUGGUGCGAUACCUGAAGACCUGCUCCAGAGCUGCUGGUGCGUGGCUGGACAGCGACCAGGUGCGCCGCAUCAUCGCCGGCAUCUUCGUGUUCGCUGCGGCCUGGGCGACCCUGCCGCUGCUGGGCGCCGGCGACUACGACGUCGAGCCCUUCGGCACGUCCUGCACCCUAGAGUGGGAUGACCCGUCCUACGCUGGCAAGAUAUACCUGCUGGUCACGCUCAUAUUCGUGGUGCUGUACGUUACAGCUGGCAAGAUAUACCUGCUGGUCACGCUCAUAUUCGUGGUGCUGUACGUUACAGCUGGCAAGAUAUACCUGCUGGUCACGCUCAUAUUCGUGGUGCUGUACGUUACAGCUGGCAAGAUAUACCUGCUGGUCACGCUCAUAUUCGUGGUGCUGUACGUUACAGCUGGCAAGAUAUACCUGCUGGUCACGCUCAUAUUCGUGGUGCUGUACGUUACAGCUGGCAAGAUAUACCUGCUGGUCACGCUCAUAUUCGUGGUGCUGUACGUUACAGCUGGCAAGAUAUACCUGCUGGUCACGCUCAUAUUCGUGGUGCUGUCGCCGACGCUGGUGAUGGUGGGGAGCUACUCGCUGCUGCUCUACCGCGUGCACCAGAACAGCUUGCGCUGCCGGGCGUCGGGGGCCAGGAAGGAGUCCACGCCGUCCGACCUGCAGCUCACGGCGAUUGUAAAGGUGUCAGUGGCAGUGUGCCUGGGCUUCGUGGUGGCCUGGAUGCCCUACGCCGUAAUGUCGCUUUACUACGGCGUCCUCGGGGGGCAAAAACCCCCGCCAUACGCGGCCAUCGCCCCCGUCCUGCUGGCCAAGAGCUCCUGUGCAUACAACCCUGUCUUCUAUGUCUUCAUCACGACGCGUUACAGACAAGAGAUCAUUAAAAGUUUGCCGGAGUGGCUGGCCAAGAGGCUGCAGAAGGAGCCGUUCUUCAGAGCACCAGAACCUAGCGACUCCUCUCGCAUUGUUCUGCAAACAACAGCCGGGGCAUCAUGCCGCAAUUGCAUCGCAGUCCGCGUAGCAGAACAAGAGGUGAACAACCGUUUGGCACGGAAACAGGACUCUCCACAACCUUACGUAAACCAACCUUCACCGUCCGUGCAUUACAAGUUUAGCCCGCACAGUAAUGGAAAAACAAUUGACAUUCACUGUGCACAAACCCAUAACCCACAAGACGCACGACAGUUCACUUCUAUAGGAAACCAAUGUUCGGUUGAACGUCAGUUCGGAGAAGAUUCUCUCGCAAUGAUAGACAAGUUUAAUUCGCAUAGUAACUGCCAAGCUUGUGAUUUUCAUGUCGCGCCAUCGGAAAACGUUCAAGACGCGAUGCAAAGUACUUCUGUUGGAAUACAAUGUGAGUUUGACCACCUAGUCAAAAAUGUACCAGUUUCUGAUGGUGACCGCGAAGCCAACAUGAAACCAGAAGUUAUUAUAUCUGAUCCCGUUUCAAGAAACAUUCUUGUUCCUGAAGCAGCAUGUCGCGAACAUAACACGAUUCCUCGGUUCAAGCCAAUUAAAAAGUCUCAAGAAGCUUCAUCAGCUGAGAAUUCGAACAAAUAUUCUUUAUUAAUUAAACGACCUCGUUCCUCGAUAAAUGGUCUAUCAAGAUCUCGUUCUUGGGACUCGAGAGACAGAGAAAUCUUCGUAUUAUCUGAUAUAAAAUUAGACAAAGGUGGCAAAAGCACUGUACCGUGCGUGAGUGCGGGAGAGCCAUUGAAGCUGUUGAGCGUGAGGGCGGCCAAAACGAGGGAAUACGGAACUGGAGCUAAGCUGGUAACCCUCAUCUUAGCACAACACGAGAAUGAUGUCCUUACCGAACUCAUUGUGUAAUUUGCAUGUCACCAUCCUAUACUAUAAUGGAAAUUGUUGUGGAUGCCAGUACAAUGUCAACAUUAAUGUAUAUUGCUGAUAUAAUCUUCAAUGAAAAUAUUUUUCAAAAAUCCAUCAGCCUACUAACUCUUACCAAUUACUUCAUAUAAUUCGUGGGACUGACAAAAAACAUACAUUGGAAUUUUAGCAUAGCUCAUUGAUAACAUUUUCCUGGUAGUAUCAAAUUUAUCAGCCGCAGUUGACUGUUUGAAAUGUGAUUAACCUAAUUCUAAAUGUUCCAAUUCUCAUUAUCGUACAUGAUCUAACAUAUAACAAAAUUUCGUAGAAUCAUUGUAGCAUUUCUCUAACAAUAUUUCGAAUUCCCAGAAUUUUUGUUAAAAGUCACAUUCGAGUAUUCUGAUAUCAAACUCAUUAAUUUGCGAAGGGGAAAUAUACAAAUGAAUGUCCAUGUUAAUGUUGAUAUUGAUGUUAUGAAAUUAUGAAGUAUAUCAAGUGUUUUGUCAUCAUAUUAAUGUUAAUAUUAUCAUGUUAAUGAUGACAUUGUUAUAAUGAAAUAGUGAAGCAUAUCAAGAGUUUUAUAAAAGAUAAUUAUCAUCAUUCUAUUUAUAUGCUGCCUUCUUCUGAUACGAUGAUAAUGAAAGCUGCUGCGCGAGAAAAUGUUUUACAAAUCACUCUUUUGGCUUUCGCAAUGUUAUAUUUUUGUAUCAUGUAAAUUAUUUGGCACCUGCAAUAACAUUCAUGCCAGUAUCAUGAAUGGAAAUCAUUAGGCAUUGAAAUUAUUUUUCAAUUGCCAAAACGUUUUAAAACGUUGCAAAAAGGCAGUUAUUGAGUCGGGUUCUGGCGUCACUGCCCCUAGCUCAGCAGAACAUAUAUCUUUGAUGGAAUAAUUCAAUAUAUUCAACGUUAUUGAUCAAUUUUUCUGCCAACAAUAUUUUUAGACUUAAAGGCCUUCCCGCAUGCAUGCAAAGGUAACUCGGUUCCUUUGAAAGUCGUUACAAUUAAUUAAGGUUGUCGAGAACGAAUUCGGUGAUGAACAAAAUGGAUAAAAGACCCACAAAAAUGGAACAAGCGUUAGUGCAUAUUCACUACUUGACCAGGUAUUAUAUUCGCCAUGUCGCAACAUAAUCGUUAAAAUUGAUUGCUUAAAUCGCAUAAACAUUA